Messenger RNA from Vitis riparia (riverbank grape), 1170 nucleotides. Its product is annotated as peroxidase 7-like. Gene Ontology annotation, cellular component: plant-type cell wall; plasmodesma. The transcript has 2 exons. Gene Ontology annotation, molecular function: peroxidase activity; heme binding. The coding region runs from base 24 to 1040 and encodes 338 amino acids. Lineage: Eukaryota; Viridiplantae; Streptophyta; Magnoliopsida; Vitales; Vitaceae. The record is from RefSeq and is a predicted model, not a curated record. Gene Ontology annotation, biological process: response to oxidative stress; hydrogen peroxide catabolic process.
CAAACACCCACCAAUUCAAGACGAUGAGGUGGUGUUUUUCCUUUAUCUUUGUCCUUGUCCUUGUUGUUCUUCACUUGGAUGGGUUAGCCAGGAGCCGAGCACUUGCGACCCCAAAGACAGCAUCGCCAAAGGUGUCGUCUCCUCAAGAUUUACUCUCUUUCACUCACUAUCUCAACACAUGCCCCGAUGUUGAAGGCAUCAUCCAAAACAAGGUUAGGGCUUGGGUUAAGAAGGAUUACACCUUGGCUGCUAGCAUUAUCCGCUUGCACUUCCAUGAUUGUGCCGUUAGGGGAUGCGAUGCAUCGAUUUUGCUAAAUCAUGCAGGAAGUGAGAGGAGGGCUGAGGCCAGCAAGACACUGAGGGGAUUCCAGGUGAUAGAGGAGAUCAAAGCAGAGGUUGAGAAGAGGUGUCCCGGAAGAGUCUCGUGUGCUGACAUUCUCACAGCUGCUGCAAGAGAUGCCACCGUCCUCAUUGGAGGUCCAUUCUGGGAAGUCCCUUUCGGGAGGAAAGAUGGGAAGGUCUCCAUUGCCAGAGAAGCCAACAGGGUUCCUCAGGGCCACGAAAACGUCACCGACUUGAUCCAAUUCUUCCAAGCUCGAGGCUUGAACAUACUCGAUCUGGUCAUCCUCUCAGGCUCACACACCAUUGGCAGGAGCACCUGCCAUUCCAUUCAACACAGGCUCUCCAACUUUAAUGGGACAUACAAGCCCGAUCCCUCACUCAAUGCCACAUACCUGAGGGUGCUGAAGGGGAAAUGUGGGAGGAGGUACAACUACGUGGAUCUAGAUGGUACAACUCCGAGGAAAUUCGAUACAGAAUACUACAAGAAUCUUGGGAAGAAGAUGGCGUUGCUCUCGACGGAUCAAGGGCUGUAUAGGGAUUCAAGAACUUCACCGAUUGUUGAGGCAUUGGCAACUCAGCCGGAGCUUUUCACGAACCAGUUUGCAGUGUCGAUGGUGAAGCUGGGCAAUAUCCAAGUUCUUACCGGGAAGAAAGAUGGAGAAAUAAGAGGGAACUGCAAUUUUGUUAAUCCUUACUGAUCAUGGGGUCUUAUAUAUUGGGACGUCAUUUGUUUUUUAUCCAGGCAGGGCCACGCAGGGGCAUCACAGAGUGGCCUCCUCAGGAUUCGAACUUGGGUCCUGUAGGCCUUAAGGCUUAAGACGUUGCCCU